Cavia porcellus (domestic guinea pig) is the source of this 6605-nucleotide messenger RNA. RefSeq names its product niban apoptosis regulator 1 (gene Niban1). The transcript is spliced from 14 exons. Lineage: Eukaryota; Metazoa; Chordata; Mammalia; Rodentia; Caviidae. The coding region runs from base 164 to 3022 and encodes 952 amino acids. The record is from RefSeq and is a predicted model, not a curated record.
CGCGGGCCGGGAGGAGGCGCCCUAGCAGGCGACGCCUCUCGAGGAAGUUUGCCCUUUAAUUACGGAGCGGGGUUCCCGGGUCGCUCAGCCUUCGGGAGCGAGCGACCGGGAGUGCAGCGCGGUCAGUCCUACCCGGCGGCUCCGCGCACUCCGCACCGCGGCCAUGGGCGGCUCGGCCUCCAGCCAGCUGGACGAGGGCAAGUGCACCUACAUCCGAGGGAAAACUGAAGCUGCUAUUAAAAACUUCAGUCCCUACUACAGUCGGCAGUACUCAGUGGCUUUCUGCAACCAUGUGCGCAGUGAAGUUGAACAACAAAGAGAUCUGACAUCACAAUUUCUGAAGACCAAGCCGCCACUGGAACCCGGAACUGUGUUAUAUGAAGCAGAGAUCUCACAGUUUGCAGAAGACAUAAAGAAGUGGAAGGACAGAUACGUUGUGAUUAAAAAUGAUUUUUCUGUGGAAAGCUAUGAUAGCAAAGAGGCCUAUCAAAAAGGAGCUGUUCCUAAAAGUCGAAUUCUUCCAGCUGGUGGCAAGGUAUUAACCUCAGAAGAUGAAUAUAAUCUAUUAUCUGACAAGCAUUUCCCAGAUCCCAUUGCUUCCAAUGAGAAGGAAAAUUCUCAGCCUUUUGUGGUCCUGCCGAAGGCGUUCCCCGUGUACCUGUGGCAGCCCUUCCUGAGACAUGGCUACUUCUGCUUCCAGGAGGCUGCUGACCAGAAGAGGUUCAGCACGCUCCUGAGUGACUGCGUCAGGCACCUGAAUCAUGAUUACAUGAAGCAGACGACAUUUGAAGCCCAAGCCUUUUUAGAAGCAGUGCAGUUCUUCCGACAGGAGAAGGGUCAUUACGGCUCAUGGGACAUGACUGCUGGGGACGAAAUCCAGAUCCUGAGUAACCUGGUGAUGGAGGAGCUCCUACCAACCCUUCAGACAGAUCUGCUCCCUAAAAUGAAGGGCAAGAAAAAUGAUAGAAAGAAGGCCUGGUUUGGUCUGCUGGAAGAAGCCUACAACCUGGUGCAGCACCAAGUUUCAGAAGGAUUAAGUGCCUUGAAGGAAGAAUGCAGAACCCUGACAAAGGGCCUGGAAGGAACAAUUCGUUCAGACAUGGAUCAGAUUGUAAAUUCAAAGAACUUUUUAAUUGGAAAGAUCAAAGCCAUGGUGGCCCAGCCAGCAGAGAAAACCUGUGGGGAGAGUGUGCAGCCAUUCCUGGCGUCCAUUCUGGAAGAGCUCAUGGGGCCGGUGAGCUCAGGUUUCAGUGAAGUACGCUCAUUGUUUGAAAAAGAAGUGGAUGAACUCAGCCAGAGCUUUCAGACCACCAAGGACAGCGCCCGGCUGAAGGAGCAUCUAGGCCAGCUUAUGAAUCUGCCGCUAGAUUCGGUGAAGAUGGAACCUUGCUACACUAAGGUCAACCUACUUCAUGAGCACCUGCAGGAUCUCAAGAGCCGCUUCAGAUUUCCACACAUCAACCUGGUGGUCCAGAGGACACAGAACCACAUGCAGGAGCUCAUGGAGAAUGCAGUGUUCACGUUUGAGCAGUUGCUCUCCCCGCAUCUCCAAGGAGAGGCCUCCAGAACUGCCGCUGCCGUUGAGAAGGUGAAGCUCCGAGUCCUGAAGCAAUAUGAUUAUGACAGCAGCACUAUCCGGAAGAAGAUCUUUCAGGAGGCACUGGUUCAAAUCACACUUCCCACUAUGCAGAAGGCACUGGCGUCCACGUGCAAACCAGAGCUUCAGAAAUAUGAGCAGUUCAUCUUUGCAGAUCAUACCAAUAUGAUCCACGUUGAAAAUGUCUAUGAGGAGAUUUUAUAUCAGAUUCUCCUUGAUGAGACUCUGAAAGUGAUAAAGGAGGCUGCUAUCCUGAAGAAACAUAACUUAUUUGAAGACAACAUGGCCUUGCCCAGUGAAAGUGUGUCCAGCUUAACAGAUCUAAAGCCUGCCAUUGGGUCAAACCAGGCCAGCCCUGCCAGGACAGUGUCUGCCAUUGUGCCUGGAGCUCUAGAUAGUGAGACUCCAAAUAAGGAAGUGUUCCAGGAGUCAGAGGAGAAGCAGCAGCCUGAGGAUCCCAGUUUAUUGGCCAAACAGGAAGGCCUUUCUCUCCCUGAGCCCAACUCUGCCCUAAGUGAGAGUGAGCAGAUGACAGUCUCAGGCACAGAUGACCCUGCUGUGACUCCUGUGGCUAAAGAGGACGUGGAAGAAACCCUGGUUGUACACUCAUCAGAGCCAGAAAUGGGAGGGGCUUCUGAAAAUGAAGAGCCCACCCAUGAAAAGCCAGAACCCACCACUGCCUCAGGAUCCUUGAAGGAGCUCAGAGAUUUGCUGACGGUGACUGUUGAAGUGCCAGUGCAAUCUGCUGUGGUGACUGCAGAAGACACAGAUGAGAAGACAGUGAUUUCCCAACAGAAUGAGAAAGAAGAGGAAAAAACCCAGAUCAACACAGAGGCCAGUCAGGCAGCCGCCCCUCUGGAGGACAGUCGUGAAGAAAGCGAAGUCAGUGAGCGGGAAGCCCAUUCUCCUCCUCCAGAGGCUCAGGUACCCGCGGUAGACUUGGGGGCAUUUCCUGAGCUGAGCAGCCCUGCUCCUCAGCCAGCUUGUGGCGAGUUCACUGGACAUCUCACAGAGGACACCAGCUGUCCAGACCACACAGCAGAGCCAACAGAGGCCAUAGAAUCUUGUGAGAUGGAGCUUGCAGGGAGGGCUGCCACACUGGAUGCCAUUGAAGGAGAAGAGGCCCCUGGGAGUGCUGUAGAGGGCCAGGCCACGGGUGAGGAAGGCGGUCCUUUCCAUUCUGACCCCAUUUGCCCCGCUGAGAGCCAGGUUCCUGAGGAACAAGAAGUGAUGGGAGAGAGAAGUGUUGUGGCCCCAGCUGUGACCAGCAUGGAUACAGAGGCUGUGAAGCCUGCCCACUUUGAUGAAUGUCAGCAGGUGGCUGAGAAUGCUCCACACACAGAUGCCCUAGAUUCAUUUAAAGAUGAUGUGAAGGCGGGAGAAAGUUGCCAGCAGAGCUCCCCAGAGCAGCCCUCAGAGGAGUGAGAGGCACGGUUUGGCAAGUCUUUCUUUAAACAAAGUCAAAGGGUUAUAGUUAAGGGUAUAUGAGGGAGUUGCAUGUGAUUUACCUGAAAAACAAAUUAUGAAAUAUUUCUUUAAUCCUAAUAAUGAAGCCAGAAAAAGUGCACAUAGGCUACGAGCACAGAGACCAGCCUUUGUGGAACUGAACUGCCUCACCAUCCUGUAUGGCUUUAGCAUUUUUAUAGGAAUCACAAAGGCGCUGGAGUGUUGGGGUGACGGGAAGCAGGAGGGGCGCAGUUCUCCAUAUUCCACACAUUUCAGUGGUGCAAUUUUCUACUGCACUUUCAGGCUUUUUAACUUUUCUUAAAAAUGCAAAUGUAUGCUGUAAUUUCUGCCUCACCAUUUCCAUUUACUCUAUCACUUCCUGGCCUCUUAGGGACUCAACAUUUGUCCCUAGGCAGGCUGCAAAAAGAGGAGGGUCAUGAGCACCAGUCGCCCCUGAUGUGUGCAACCCACAGAACCAUUCAUACCCCAUGCAGGUCUCAGGAGAGCUGAACAGAAGCCAAGGAGGAAGGUUGGGAUCUGUGGGACUGUAUGGGCCUUUACUAAUUAUGCACCCAAUUUCUUGUUAAUUAAUUGUGUGGAUUUUUAUCAAUUAAUUACCUUUUAAGGAAAUUCAGACGAGGCAACGAAAUUGUAUUGGCAAGUGUAAGCCUGAAAGCAUUCCAAAUUAGUCUUAGACUGUGCAAAGAGCUUAGCUAAAAUUAUGAAGCUUAAAGCCUACAAAUUAAAUAAAUGUUAUUUGAAUAGGCACUGCACGCCACACACUGUGUUAGGCAUAGUAAUAAAGAAAAAAUAUAAAGUGAUUUGUCUCAUAUAAAAGGCUUGUGAGAAUUUAGAAGAAGAAAUCAUGCCAAUUUUCAAGCCAUGAUAACUUUCUUUUGUUCCACUGGUUUGUUUUCAGAUAAGGAAUCAAUGAAUCAAUGAAUCAGUGAAUCAGUGAAUGAAUACAAAAGCCAAGGUAUAGCUCACCAACUUCCAGUGUAACUAAAAUUAGAAAUCAGUUGUUCAUUUGGAAAAUUAAUUGAAUCCUUAUUAGGUACCAACUAGUGGUGAUACCCGAUUGAGAAGGUCACUGUUCUUUUCUUCCUGAAAGCAAAUAGAAAUGUAUCUUGUAAAUGGAUAGUAAAACGUAACUGUUAAUAUUAAAAAUGAAAUGGACUUACUUGCAUAAAUCUACAAAAAAGACUUCUUUAGAAAAACUCCAGGAGGGGAUGGGGGUUUAGCUCAGCGGCAUAAGCGCCUGCCUUGAAAGCAGGCAGUCGUGAGUUCGAUCCCUGGUACCGAUAAAAACGAAAAAGACAAAAAAAAAAGAAAGAAAAACUCCAGGUUAUUCCCUAAGCAUUUCAAUCCCAGGUACUAUAUCUUGAAGUUUCCUUCCACAAAUUUUAGUAUUACAUUCUAAUAUAUUGUAUAAGAGCUUGUUUUGAUUAUCACCACCAAGCAUACUUACAUUAAUUCUUUAGAGAAUUUGUUCCACAGUUUAACCAUUUAACCAGGAAAGAAAAUAUUUCCUUGCAUAGAAUUCUUCCCAUGAGGGCUGGGAAUUUAGCUCAGCGGCAUAAACGCCUGCCUUGCAAGCAAGCAGUCAUGAGUUCGAUCCCCAGUACCGAUUAAAAAAAAAAAAUUCUUCCCAUGAAGAAAAAGAGGAAUAAUAAUCAGUAUCAGUACAGUUUCAUACUGGAUUAUCUCAGUUCUGUAAGUGUUUAGACUCUGAGGUGUAUGAAGGAUCCCGUCACAAUUAAGGAAGGUAGAGAUAGAUCAUUUCUCCCUUGUCUCUGCUUAGCCAUUACUCACUCAUCUCCUGGCAUUUGUCACAGUGUAUUAAAAUUAUGUUUACUAACUGACUCUCCUAGAAACUCCUUUCUUCCAGGAUUAAAAUUCAGGUUUAGUCAUCAUUUGUGCUUCCUGCUAAAACUCCACAUCCUUGAAUCAUGGCUUCCUGUGUGUCUAGUAACUUUAAUAUCCCUAGUGUGCAGCACCGGAACCGGCACACGGGAUGCUCAGGAAAUGGAGGAACUGAAUACCCAGUACCCUGCUGUAAAAAGGCUAUCCGGGGCUUGCUGUUAGACAGGGAGAUGUUUUCAUUCAGGCUUUCUGCCCUCAUUGUGUCUUCCCUUAAAUAAAGUCCAGAGUCCGAAAGGCAGAUGGCCAGAUGGCCAGAAGCACUACACAGCAAGGCAAGGAGCCAAAGAAGCAGUGCCCAGCCCCCUGAGGCCUGCCCUUCUUUCUGGGAGAAUUGUGGUCUAUGGAGCACUAGCUCAGGCCCACUCUGCCCCAGAGCAUUCCCAGCCCCCCUCCUUUGCUCACCUCAGUGCUUCCUGCACCCCUUGGAAAGCUAGGAAUCUUUCCAAUCCUAGGAGAGUUCAUUUCACUGCAUUAGAUGGAUGAAUAUCAGUACCUUUCCUUUUUCCAUUCUGAAACUAGGCACUAAGUAGCAGAGCAUACUGGUAAACACAAUACAAAUCUUUUGCUGUACAUAUUUCACAAAGGCAAGUUCUUUCACAUGAGCAGGACUGUUACAUUUGAAAAUGGAGUAUGAAAUUGAGGUGCAUGAAAUAUUUCAUGUCCGUGAUACUGUGUUGAAGAGGCGACUUCAUGUUAUCAUGCCUUUUUCUUAUUUCUCACGUAGAUUCGUGUGUGUUGCUUUAGUGGUUUCCAGGUGGGAGCAAGGUCAUUAUGAUUCAAAUGAGCAGCACAAAAAGCCGCAGUGCACUGCUCUGGGGAUCUCUGCUAUGGGCAAAGCCUUUAGAAAUGCAUAAAACCUCAAGACACGGUCCUUGGCAAAAACCCCAUGACUUUAAAGCAGAUAUGCUAUUAGUGACCUUUCACAAAGAAUAUUUUCCUUGAAAAAAAUGGCUUGCCUGUGUUUCCUGUUUCACUUGGAGCAGACAGUAAGUAGUGCUUUGCAUUAUGCACAGUAAACUUUUUUGUUUUUUAAGGAUUUUGGAGAUUGAGGAUAAGACUCCAUUUUAUCCAGAAACUUUAUAAAGAGGCUGCACGUGAAGAAUUGAAGAAUGUUAGUUAGAUUCUCUUCAUUUUAUUGAAGGACUCACAAACCUGGGUUUAUAAUUGUCCAGAUGAGAACCAGUGAUUUCAGAGGGUUUUUAACCAUUCUUCCAGAUAAAAAGUAAUUACAAUUCAUUAGAAAAAUUGCUUAAUGGGCAGUGGUUGUGGCUCAGUAUUAGAGCACUUAACCAGCAUGUAUGAAUUCUUGGGUUCAGCCAGGUACUACUAAAAAAAGUGUUAAAUGUUAAGUGCUACAUAACAAUAUUAACAUGGGGAAGAGAAGGACAUCCCUGACUCAAAAAAUCAUAGUUUCACAAAGUGAGAAAGUUGGCAGCGAAUGUCUCUCUCCUUUACCAUAAGCAGAUGGGUUUGGAGGUUUACGUUCUGAAGUCUGCAAGUUUUAGAUUAAAAAAAAAGACUACACUGUGGUGGUUUUAUUUUUAUGGUCACUAUAUAAAGCAAAUAAACCUAAAACACUUUGUAACCAUGUAUUUACUCUGCCAAGUGCCUAUAUUUCAAUAAAAUUCUCAUCCAUGAA